Molecule: messenger RNA, 5559 nt
Organism: Fonsecaea multimorphosa CBS 102226
Lineage: Eukaryota; Fungi; Ascomycota; Eurotiomycetes; Chaetothyriales; Herpotrichiellaceae
Exons: 2
Coding region: 1-5559 (1852 amino acids)
Biological process (GO): proteasome assembly
Cellular component (GO): cytoplasm; nucleus
Molecular function (GO): molecular adaptor activity
Source: RefSeq, a predicted model, not a curated record
AUGGCAACGCAACAGCCCGCUCCCGACGCGGAGCGAGAAUACAAGCUGAUAUCCCAGCUGGAGAUGCGCAUCGCCUCCGCCUCAACAGACGAGAAACUAGAGUCUAUUCUUCAAAAGUUCCUUCCAGCUCUGCUCCUAAAGCUGGCUUCCCCAACUCCUCAGAACCGCAACCUCGCGAUCAAGAUAUCCCAGUAUAUCAACCAACGGCUGAAGAUCACCUCGUCCAUCAAGCUCCCCGUGGCCGCGCUGGUCAAGACGUUUCGCGAGAACGACAACGCCUUUGUGAAGCGAUUCUGUCUGGUGUUUAUUGAGCAAGGGCUUCCGAGGCUGGAACUGGCCCAGGGAAUCGAGACUCUGCCUGGGGUAUUGCAGUUCGCCAUCCCGAAAACUGAAGGGUUUGAUGCCACGGAUCGGAAAAUGUGGGCUAUCGCCUUCGACUUUCUCCUGGAAGUAUUGAGGAAAUGGAAGAUUCCGGAGCGAGGCAGCAAGGAAGACUUGGCUCUCUCAGAGACGUUCUCUCUGUCACCCACGCAGACAGAUCUGCUCGUCAGCCGCUUGUGCGAUUUUUUGCUCUACGAUCCAAGGGACUCCUCCGCCCACGCCCUGGACGAGGACUUCCAGCCCGUCAUGGACAAGAACUUCAAACGCCGCUCAGAGGUUGUCCUCCCGCUUGCCAAAUUUUUGUUCUCCUCCAUCUUCAGCGAUCGGCAACGUCUCAUUCCCGCCACUAUCAUGUCUGUUGACCCAAACGCCUCAGCUGCAAAUAUGAGCGAUGUUAUGUUCAAGCAAUGCAAUUUCGACUUAGAGUCUGAGUCUACGAUCGACCUACUUUUUGGCCUCUAUCAGCGGUCCAAGCCCAAACUGCAAACACGAAUCUUGGGCCUAUUAUCCCGCAGCCAGAACUCUACCAAGCGCACCACCGAGAUCAUGGACAUUGUGGAGAAACAACUCACGCAGACAUCCAACGCGGGUCUCGAGGCAGCAAAGCUCCGGGCAGCUCUAUUCUCCUACCUAACCUGGACGGUGCGUGUUGGCGCCCAACAUCUUGCCGGAGAAAUCAGUCACCGCAUUCAGGACCUGCUGAAAGAGUAUAUUGAGAUGCAGGGCUGGCCGACCAUGAGCGCUGACCACUCCUCCAACGCAUCCGAGGUGGAGCUUCGCUCGAAAGCGUACGAGAGCAUCGGCCUCCUGGGAGGUCUCAAAAGCGAAUCCAUUGACAGCAAUCGCAUGGUGGUUCUCAUUACGUGGCUCUUCACAAGCCUCCGAUGUGACACCACGCGCGAGAUUAGAAGCAGCAUCGAGGAAUCAAUCGGCCGCAUCAUGAAUGCUCUACCACCCCUUGGCAACACCUCGACCGCAAAUCGCCUCAAAGACCUCUUCCUGUGGAACGUCUUGGCAGCUCCGGGCCAGGAAGAUCCCAUUUACUUCCUACCUACGGUCAACAGCACGACAUAUCCGGCCGUACGGUUUGCAAAUAAGUGCCUACCGUUCGAUGACGUGGAUGCUCGCUUUAUCGAUGUCCUGGCGUUGGAUUCGGCAAGUGGCAGGAGAGAGGUAGCCGAGGAAGGAGCUAGGGGCCUGGAUCCGUAUUGGCAUGCUUCAAAUCUGCGCCUCACCACAGCUUCUGAGGAUCGAAAGCUGCAGCUCCCCAAGCUCGAUGCCUUGGUGGAGAGGUUCUUCGGGUCGGGCACGGCGCAGAAGAAAUACUAUGACAAUCCAACAGUGCUUGCCGCUGCCGUGACAUUUUGUCGGAAUGUCAUACAUUGUGGUGCUCUACGGGAAACGGAACUGGCACCGGAAGAGUCGGCGGAUUGGAAGCAAGCUAUCGACGCCGUGGUCAGUAAUGACCAAGACGCUCGACGGCGAAUCCGGUCUUAUUUACGAAACCUGGGUGGCGACGUGCUAUUACCGUUGAUGCGCGCAGCAUUAGAUGGUGCAUCUAGAGGGGACGGGGAGUGCUUGGAUUCGUCCCUUGAGCUUCUCUCUCUUGCCCCGACUGGAUUGUUGCCCUGUAUCAAGGAAUUAGGGCUUGAGGCUGCCGCUCGUGUUGCAGGAAAUCCAGGCUUGCAGCUUCGAGGCGCUCGGGUCUUUGGAAUUCUCGCUUCUCUGGACGAGGACGCCAAAGACCUCGCCGAAGCUGAAUUGAAUGAGGCCAAACGUUGGAGAACGGCCAUUGGGGAAGAAUUGGUAAAGAUUCAAGGCCAUCUCCUCCGCGCAUGCUUCUGCGUCACCAGAAGAUCACUCAGGCUGAAAUUGCAAACAUCUGAUGACACGCUACGCGACGCGGUGCGUACGGUUGUUGAGAUUGUCAACAAUUCGUCCGACAGGUCGGUCAAAGACACCGCGUACAGAUCUCUCCGUCAACUGUUUCUUUGCGCCCCAACAGAGGAAGGAUCAAACGACGAAGAAAUGCUGAAUCAGUUGAUCGCAGACAGCAAGAAGGAGAGUGAAACAGCAGUCUCUGCCGCAGGGCCUGUGCUAGGUGUCUUGCAUGCGCGUGGUACAAGUCCUUCGCGCUUCGAAUCGUUCCUGGAUCGAUUACUAGGCCUUCACGAAGUCAAACGAGCCGAGUUUCAUUUCACCUUGGGAGAAUCUCUUGCCGUUGCUUGCGCCGGGUUCAGAUCGCUGUCCACGCUGACAGAACUUGAUGUUGAUGUCGAUGUUUCGGGAUUCAACGUCAACGGACAGCUUCUCAUCACAGUCAUUGACAAAGUCCUCGAGGAUUGUACUACCACGAAGCCGACGCUGAAGAAGGCCGCCGCAAUCUGGCUUCUGUGCCUCGUCCAAUACUGUGGCGAAUUACCUGCUGUCAAAGCGCGACUGCGAGAGUGUCAAGCUGCUUUUGCCAGGUUGCUGAACGACCGCGAUGAGAUCGUUCAGGAGACAGGCUCCAGGGGUCUCAGCCUUGUCUAUGAGCGGGGUGACAAGCAACUCCGGGACGACUUGGUCAGGGACCUGGUCCAAAGCUUCACCGGCAGCAAUGCAAAAAUGUCCGGAACCGUGAACGAAGAGACGCAGCUGUUCGAGCCCGGUGCGUUGCCUACCGAAAAUGGACAGUCCGUCACGACCUACAAAGAUAUUGUCCGCCUCGCCACGGAAAUGGGAGACCCUAGCCUGGUGUAUCGUUUCAUGAAUUUGGCAUCGAAUAAUGCCAUCUGGUCUAGUCGUGCGGCGUUUGGAAGAUUUGGGCUCGGCCGUGUGCUGGCAGAUUCCACAUACUUGACGGAAAACAAGAAGUUUUAUCCUAAGCUUUUCCGCUACCGAUUCGACCCGAACCCCAAUGUCCAACGGUCCAUGAAUGAGAUCUGGCGGGCGCUUGUCAAAGACCCGAAUACUGUCAUCAACGAGAAUUUCGAUCUGAUCAUGGGCGAUCUGCUGCAGAGCGUUGUGUCGGGCAAGGAGUGGCGGGCCCGCGAGGCUAGCUGCGCAGCAAUCUCUGAUCUCGUCCAGGGCCGAGACGUCGAUUUGUUUGAAAAGUACCUUGACGAGAUUUGGAAGGUCGCUUUCAAAGUCCUGGACGAUGUCAAGGAGACGGUGCGAUUGGCGGCCAUGAAGCUGUGCAGGACGCUCACGAGUAUGCUGAUACGCAAUUUGGAGAUUGGCGAGGGCAAUUCGAAGCGCUCUGCAACCAUGCUCAACCACGCCAUGCCCUUCUUGCUGCAACAGAUGGAUAGCGGUGCGGCUAAGGAGGUACAACAGUAUGCUAUUGUAACGCUUCUGGAAGUGGUGAAGAAAUGUCCUCCGAAAUCUCUGCGCCCCUUUGGACCUACAGUUUUAGAGACGCUGGUGCUCUCCCUGAGCUCUCUUGAACACGAGAGUAUUAAUUAUCUGCACUUGAAUGCCGACAAGUAUGGGUUAACCGCCGAAAAACUGGACAAAAUGAGAGUAUCGAGCAUCAACGCGUCUCCAGUGACAGAGGCAAUCGAGGACUGUUUGGAAAGCGUUACCAUGACAGUUGAAUCCAAUGACGACCCCAACGCCAUGCAAGGGGUCGUAGCUGGCUCGCACAGUGAAGGGGGUCUUGCAGCGAUGGACGACGCGAUGCAACGGCUUGCAAAUGCUUACCGAGCCGCGAUCGGACUGCCGUCCAAAGUCGGCCUGAGCAGAGUUAUGACAACGCUGGUUGUUCGCCAUCCCACCGCUUUCCGACCGUACGCGGACAAGUUCAUACAAUUGACGCGCAAACACAUCCUCGACCGCAACGCCACCAUUAGCGUAGCCUUUAGCACUUCACUGGGCUAUCUGAUGAGACUGGCGUCGGACAAGGAGAUCCAGGCAACAAGCAAGUAUGCGCAAAAGUUGUACUUCGAGUCGCAGGAACUGAGCCAUCGUUCUGUGGCUGGCGAAAUCAUCCAGGCGAUUUCCAAGGCUGCGAACGACGUCUUCAUGAACUCUGCCCCAACCUUUCUCCCCUUUGCUUUCAUCGGCAGACGGGACAAUGACGAGGAGGUCAGGGAGCGGUUCGAUGUUCCUUGGAAGGAGAAUAUCGGUGGCUCGCGGUCCAUCAAUCUCUAUCUGACCGAGAUUGUGGGACUCAUCUCGGCACAUAUUGGAUCCCCUAUGUGGCCGAUCAAGCAAGCUUGCUCUUUGGCCGUCGCCGAAUUGGUGGGGUCGAUGGAAGUACAAGGAAAAUAUUCUGACACCGAGGCAUCUCUCAUUUGGGGAGUGAUGCAAGCAGCUCUCGAGGGCAAGACCUGGGACGGCAAGGAAGAAAUUGUCAAGGUGUAUCCCAAGUUUGUGCGGGAGGCCCAAACACUGUGGUCGAACGGCCAGAUCAGCCAGCAGAUGAAGAAGAUUGCAAUCCGAGAAGCGAAGCGGACCAACGUUGCUUACCGACCUCACGCCAUUGAGGCUCUUGGAGAGUUUGCGGUCGCUCGAAAAGAUCUAGACCUCAGCCACGAGCUCCUGCCUUAUUUGGCGGAGUUAGUGGACGAAUUGACAGACCCGGAUGUCAUGGAAGUGGAUGAGGCUGACGAGAAGCCCCUGAAGAAUCGCGAACAGACCGUUACUGAAACGGCGGUUAGCGCGGUUGUUUCUUGCAUGUUCAAGAUGCUGUCCACUCAUGCACACCCUGAGAGUCUGGACUCGGCCAUGAAGAUGGUGCAAAAAGCACAGGCCAUUCGAUCCAGUACACUCGACAUUGCACUAUACGACAGUGCAAAAUUUUUGGUGGUCAAUGGGCCAAAAUCAGAGGUGGUGGGUGGUGAUGGUGGUACCGCUGAAGUCCUUGACGAGAAAAAUACCUCAGCCUCAAGUUUGGCACCAGCCUCAGCACCACGGCCGUCGGCGCGGGAGGGUUCGGAGUUGGACGGGCGAAGGGCUUCUGAGCCAUUUCAGCCACUGGUCAUGGCGGUGCUCGCCUGUCCGCCAGAGCCUUGGCGAGAAAUGGAACGGGCGCGCAAAUCACGUGUGGAGCUGGCCUUGGCCGUGGCCCAACGAGGCAUGCAUGACCCGGCCGCAUUAGCGGCGAUCCUCGACCCCUGGCUGGUCGAAGAGCGGUCGAGACCUUUACGUGAAGAAAUCGCACGAGCUCGAGAGGCUUGCAACGGAGACCAGUAG